Molecule: messenger RNA, 1087 nt
Organism: Carcharodon carcharias (great white shark)
Lineage: Eukaryota; Metazoa; Chordata; Chondrichthyes; Lamniformes; Lamnidae
Product: proto-oncogene c-Fos-like
Exons: 4
Coding region: 87-992 (301 amino acids)
Biological process (GO): regulation of transcription by RNA polymerase II
Cellular component (GO): nucleus
Molecular function (GO): DNA-binding transcription factor activity, RNA polymerase II-specific; RNA polymerase II cis-regulatory region sequence-specific DNA binding
Source: RefSeq, a predicted model, not a curated record
GACAGAACCCGGAGUGAGACAGACAGAACCCGGAGUGAGCACCGAGAGGUGGACUGAAGCCGGAGUGACCCCGGAUUGCCUGCACCAUGUUCCAGCCUUUCGGCACCGAUUACGAUUCGGUUUCUCGCUGCAGUAACUCCCCCUCCAUGGGGGAUCCACAUUAUUAUUCACCCGCUGAUUCCUUCUCCAGCCUGGGCAGCCCGGCCAGCAACAGCAGCGCCCCGGAAAUCUCGGACCGCUGCAGCUCCUUCGUCCCCACCCUGACCGCCCUGAGCAGCCGCCGGGAGCUCCAAUGGAUGGUGCAGCCAACCGGCCUGUCCUCAAUGAGCCGGAGUCACCCCUACAGCCCCUACCCCCAGUCCCGGGCCACCGUCAACAAACACUCCGGCCGGAGGGGCAAAUUUGAACAACUAAGUCCUGAGGAUGAGGAGAAGCGGAAGGUCCGGAGGGAGCGGAACAAACUAGCCGCAGCCAAAUGUCGCAACAGGAGGAGGGAGCUGACCGAUAGCCUGCAAACGGAGACAGAGAAGUUGGAGGGAGAGAAAUCGGUUCUGGAGACGGAGAUUGCGGAUCUCCUGAAGGAGAAAGAGAAACUGGAAUUUAUUUUGGCCGCUCACCGGCCCGUGUGCAGGGUCCCAGAGCCAGAAGCCCAGAGCCUCCCCACCGCCAGCACCCAGACUGUCCACUCGGAAGCGGCUGCAACCCCCCCGGCCCCGGCCCCCGACUUCGUGAGCAGCCUGGACUCGGGGAGGUCGGUGCCUGAUGUGGAUUUAAUCGGCCUGGCUGACUGGGAGCCCCUCUAUUCCUCGCUGCCUGCCGACUGUGAGCCUUUAUGUACACCUGUCCUGCCUGAGACCCCCAGCGGAUCCUAUUCGUCCUCCUUCGCUUUCAGCUACCCGGAGAUUUCUGGCUGCGGCUCCAUCAUCCACCCAGGAAGCGGCAGUGAACAUUCGUCGGACUCCCUCAACUCCCCCACGUUACUGGCCUUGUAGGCAGUCCUGGCACAGACACUUUCUCAUCCCCGGCACUGCAUGCGUCUGUCUGGGAGGGCAAAGGGCUGUCAACAACCCCCCCCCCACCCCACCUC